This is a messenger RNA of Lathyrus sativus (Indian pea), 444 nucleotides long. NCBI's taxonomy places the organism in Eukaryota, Viridiplantae, Streptophyta, Magnoliopsida, Fabales, Fabaceae. The record is from the annotation of a GenBank genome assembly.
AUGAUUCUCGCGGUGCUGUUUGCGAACGCAGAGGGCAAUAUCCUCAUCGAACGUUUUCAUGGAGUUCCUGCGGAGGAGCGUCUACACUGGCGUUCUUUCUUGGUCAAACUAGGAGCGGACAAUCUUAAGGGUGUAAAAAAUGAAGAACUUCUAGUUGCUUGCCACAAGUCAGUUUAUAUUGUAUACACAAUACUUGGAGAUGUCAGUAUAUACGUCGUGGGGAAGGACGAGUACGAUGAACUUGCUUUAUCGGAGGUAAUCUUUACAAUAACCUCAGCUGUAAAGGAUGUAUGUGGGAAGCCCCCAACUGAGCGUCGCUUCCUUGAUAAGUAUGGAAGAAUUUGCUUGUGUUUGGAUGAAAUUGUAUGGAAGGGGUAUUUGGAAAAUACGGAAAAAGAUAGAAUCAAGAGAUUGAUAAGGUUGAAGGCUCCUACUGAGUUCUGA